Molecule: messenger RNA, 1116 nt
Organism: Syngnathus acus (greater pipefish)
Lineage: Eukaryota; Metazoa; Chordata; Actinopteri; Syngnathiformes; Syngnathidae
Product: gastrula zinc finger protein XlCGF8.2DB-like
Exons: 3
Coding region: 1-1116 (371 amino acids)
Source: RefSeq, a predicted model, not a curated record
AUGAAAGAGGAGGAAGAGCCGGAGCGGCCUUGUAUUAAAGAGGAGGGAGAAGACUCCUGCAACAUUAAAGAGGAGGAGGAGGAGUAUACAUGCCAGAUGCUAAUGACUGGUGUUCUUGUGAAAAGUUUAGAUGAGGGUCAACAUGAGAUGAGCAAAGGGGCGGAGCCUCCAAGCUGCAGUCCAAGUCAACAAAUGACCAGCAAAGGGAAACUUAAAAACUUGCACACAAGAAUCCACACUGGUGAGAAACCAUUUUCAUGCUCAGUUUGUGGCCAUAAAUUCUCUCAGAAGGGAAACUUAAAAGUGCACAAAAGAAUCCACACUGGCGAGAAACCUUUUUCAUGCUCAGUUUGUGGCCAAAUAUUCCGUGAGAAGAAACACUUAAAAGUGCACACAAGAAUCCACACUGGCGAAAAACCUUUUUCAUGCUCAGUUUGUGGUAAAGAAUUCGCUCAGAAGGGAUAUUUAAACUGGCACACAAGAAUCCACACUGGCGAGAAACCUUUUUCAUGCUCAGUUUGUGGUAAACAAUUCUGUCAGAAGGGACAUUUAAACUUGCACACAAGAAUCCACACUGGCGAAAAACCUUUUUCAUGCUCAGUUUGUGGUAAAGAAUUCGCUCAGAAGGGAUAUUUAAACUGGCACACAAGAAUCCACACUGGCGAGAAACCUUUUUCAUGCUCAGUUUGUGGUAAACAAUUCUGUCAGAAGGGACAUUUAAACUUGCACACAAGAAUCCACACUGGCGAGAAACCGUUUUCAUGCUCAGUUUGUGGUAAAACAUUCUCUCAGAAGGAACAUUUAAACUUUCACACAAGAAUCCACACUGGCGAGAAACCGUUUUCAUGCUCAGUUUGUGGCCAAAAAUUCCGUGACAAGCAAAAGUUAGACUUGCACACAAGAAUCCACACUGGUGAGAAACCAUUUUCAUGCUCAGUUUGUGGCCAUAAAUUCUCUCAGAAGGGAAACUUAAAAGUGCACAAAAGAAUCCACACUGGUGAGAAACCUUUUUCAUGCUCAGUUUGUGGCAAAAGAUUUUCAGGGAUGAAAAUCUUAGAAAGGCACACAGGAAUCCACGCUGGCAAGAACACUGCUGCCCACUCAGUCACUUGCUAA